GCCAGCCAAAACCACCUGGAACAAUGCAGUCUGCCGAGACCAAAUUCAACAAAAACAGCCUGCUCCUGACAUUGCGGCAGUACAACACAGCUGUCAGUGACAUGGAGCGGACCAUCCUUCUCCCAAGCCUGCUGCGGGAUGUGCCCUCAGAUGAGGUGUGGGACUGUGAAGCAGCAGAGGAAUCCUGCAAAGACCUGUAUGAGAACUACUUGAUGCUAAAGGCCAUAAGAACCACCGUGGAGUGCGGUCUCGUUGCCCUGGAUGGCUGCAAAGCCAAGACCAACACAUCUGUGAACAAGACCCUGGAACCUCUCUCGGAGACAGAUCCCGAAGCCCUCUUCCACUUCCACCUGAAAGGACUGUAUUCUGUGAUGAGCAACCUGACAGAGAAGACUCACAACCUCACAGAUAAAUAUAUGGACAUCAUCGGAAUUGCAAAUUAGAUGUUUGGUUGGACGUUUCAGUAUCAAUCAAGAAAUGAAGAAAAACUUGGAAUGGGUUAAACCACAGUGUAUUUGGCAAACUGACUUUACAAUUUAAGUAACAAUGUGGUUCUGAGAUGGAAUGGAAAAGUGCUAUGCCAAGGUUGAUCAUCUCUAUAUUUGAGCUAAUUUGCAAAAAAUAUCUUGAAGAAAAGCCCUUUGUCUCAUUUAAUUUAAAUACAUUUAUUAUGUAUACUUGU
This is a messenger RNA of Lampris incognitus (smalleye Pacific opah), 682 nucleotides long. RefSeq names its product thyroid hormone responsive (gene thrsp). Gene Ontology annotation, cellular component: cytosol. NCBI's taxonomy places the organism in Eukaryota, Metazoa, Chordata, Actinopteri, Lampriformes, Lampridae. Bases 24 to 443 code for a protein of 139 amino acids. The transcript has a single exon. The record is from RefSeq and is a predicted model, not a curated record. Gene Ontology annotation, biological process: regulation of lipid biosynthetic process.